Hevea brasiliensis (rubber tree) is the source of this 2680-nucleotide messenger RNA. RefSeq names its product E3 ubiquitin-protein ligase At1g63170. NCBI's taxonomy places the organism in Eukaryota, Viridiplantae, Streptophyta, Magnoliopsida, Malpighiales, Euphorbiaceae. The record is from RefSeq and is a predicted model, not a curated record.
GAGGAAGGAAAACUACAAGAAAAAAAGAAACGUUUCUCUCCCUCUCUCAGAUAGAGUUAGCGUCAGCAAAUGGAGUAGAAAAGUUUGACGCCAGAUUUUCUCCAGAAAAUAAGAGAAAAUAAAAUAAAAGAGACCGAGCGUCAAUGCCUUUUCUUCAGCACUUUUUGUCUAAGCUUCUUAAUCCUUUGCGUCAUUUUAUAAAUCUGGUGCAAUAUCUCAAAUUUUGCUCUUUCCCAUCUAAGCUGAUUUAUUAGUUGUAAAGAAUGACUUAAUCGUUGAUUUUGAGAAAUUAUUAGUGGAUUUAAACUUCUUGUUAGGAGUGAUCCUUGAUAUUUUAUUGGUAUAUUCAAGUCAAGGUCUUAAAGAAUUCUAAUUUGUAGCUGACUUUGUCUUGAUGAUAUUAUUAUAAUGAUGUUUUGAUUUAUGGGUUUUAUUUUUUAAGGCUUGUUUAUGCAUCUGAUCUGCGAUUUGCUUUAAAUGGAUUAUAUAUUUGGUGGGUGUUACCGUUUUGGAGUGUUAGUGCAGUUUUGUGUUGAUCAGCAUUCUACUUGCUUAACAAAAUCAGGACUUACUUGAAAAUGUAAUGAGUAUGGCCAAUUUGCAGUGUUCCAGAUUAAAUUUUGCAUUUUUAUUGCAUUCCAUGUAUGAGACAAUUUUUUGAAUUCAAUUUUCUGUGAAUUUGUUUGUGGAUUUAGGUUUUCUGCACAAAAUAUUCUUAAUAUUUGAUGCUUUAUCGGAGUGUGUUUUGUUAGUUAAAGAGGGAAUGUUUCGUUUACUGUGGCGAUGCCAUGAAAUAAUUUUGAAGUUAGUUUAUUUGUCUUGAGUUAAAAGAGUUUCAUUUAUAUGGUGUAACUGCUGCUUUGUCUGAUUAUUGUCUUCUCCUUUUUCUGUCUUUGGUGAGCCAAGCCUGCUCGGGUUCUCACUUUUGCAGCAUCAUGAUAGUUAUCUAAAUUAUCUAUGGUGGUGAUGUUGUUCUUGAGAAACUUACGCUAGUUCUGUUUUUGUGACAGCUUGUAUUUAUAGAAAAACAAAAAAUCUAAUCUAAAAAGAUUUUGCAGUGCCAAGUGUUAUUGUCCUUGUUAAGCCCAUUGAGAAACAGAUAAAUUCAGUAAUGAUUUGAAGAAAAUUUGCAAAAAUUUGGAAACUUUUAUAUUUCCAGCUGAUGAUUUCAUGCCUUCUAAGUUGGUUGUCAAACUUAGAUGGAUGACACUUCUUCUAAACCAAAUAGCAACACCCAAAGUGACCAAGCACAUAAUCGACUUAACAAGAAAUGAUGAUGCUUCAUCAAGCUCAUCUCAUGAUGGUCGGCCUCCUGAAAUUGACUUACCUCAGCAUGAAGAUAGAUCAUCAGGUGGUGCAAGUGGCCCCACUCAUCAAAUUUCUUCAUCUUCCUUAAAUGAAUUAAACUCUAGAAGUUCAGCAUUUACAAGGAGAAGGGAUGGCUAUGACCAUCGGCGCAGGAGCCCAUUGAACUCUGCGCUCUGGAUUUCCAUUGAGCUAUUUGUCACUGUGGGUCAGAUUAUAGCCUCUAUUGUUGUUGUAUCGCUGUCGAGAGAUGAAAAUCCACAAGCCCCAUUAUUUGCAUGGGUUGUGGGUUAUGCAUCUGGUUGUGUUGCAAGACUUCCCAUUCUUUACUGGCGUUUUCGUAACUGCUACCAGAGUUCCCAACAAGAUUCUGUUCAGUCACAUCAAGGCUCUUCCCAAGACAGUCUUUCUGACUCAUCUUAUGCAGUCAUUUCUGUUACUCAAGCUUCAGAUGAGGAGAACUUUUCUUCUACUGAAUCAACCACAAUUAAUGGUCAAGCUGCUAGACAAUUAGGUGCACGGCUCAAUGGAUUAAUGAACCAUUUCAAGAUGGCCUUGGAUUGCUUCUUUGCAGUGUGGUUUGUUGUGGGCAAUGUGUGGAUAUUUGGAGGUCAUUCUACUCCCAAUGAUGCUCCGAAAUUGUACAAAUUAUGUAUAGUGUUCCUUACUUUUAGCUGUAUAGGAUAUGCCAUGCCAUUCAUACUAUGUGCAACAAUUUGUUGCUGCUUGCCUUGCAUAAUGUCUCUCCUUGAAAUUCGGGAGGAUUUUUCUCAAACUAAAGGAGCCACAGUUGAAUCUAUCAAUAGUUUGCCAACCUACAAGUUCAAGUUACAAAAGAGUGAGAAUGUCAAUGAUCAUGACAAUGCAGGGACUGGUGAAGGUGGAGUCUUGGCUGCAGGGACCAAAAAGGAGCGUGCAAUAUCGGGAGAAGAUGCCCUUUGCUGUAUAUGCUUGAAUAAAUACAUCGAUGAUGAUGAGCUGAGGGAGCUACCUUGCUCCCAUGUCUUCCAUGUGGACUGUGUCGACAAAUGGUUCAAGAUCAAUGCAUUGUGUCCCCUGUGUAAAAGCGACCUUGGUGAGAGCAGUGCUCCACCAUUAGCCAGAGACCCAGCCAACACUAGAGCAAAAGAGAAUAGUAGGUAAUGGAUUGAUCAGCAAUUGAAUUUUGCAUACCUAGGAUAGACACCUCAAAUGCACUCGCUCCCAAAAAAACUAAAUUUUGUUUCACAGAGAUGAAAAGGGCAACGGCAGGUUUUUUUUUUUUUUUUUUUUUUUUAAGCCCUAGCAUUAUUAAUUCUAAAUCAGCAGGACAAGAAAGCAUCUUGCUUUUCAACCUGAUUUAGCCCUUUCUUGGAUGAAUAAAAAAGAUGUUCUU